Molecule: messenger RNA, 906 nt
Organism: Pelagomonas calceolata
Lineage: Eukaryota; Pelagophyceae; Pelagomonadales; Pelagomonadaceae
Source: the annotation of a GenBank genome assembly
GUACAAACAUGGGGUUACUCGCGGCGACGGCAUCAGCGGCCGCGCUUCGACGGCUCGACGCGCCAGGGCAGCUUCGUCGCGAGGACUCCUGGCGCCUCGGGAUCGAAGGACUCCUGUCCGUCUUCCAGGAUGCCCCAGUCCGUGCCGUUCAGGACGUCCUUCGGCGUGCGCCAGGCCGCUCGUACGUCGUCGUCGGCCACAUAUCGUCGCGCGAGCACCAUCUCCGUGCCGUCGACGUACCCGAGGCUCACGAAGCGCCCAAACUCUGUCGACCCACACGCUGCGACGACGGCGUACUGGCCGCGGCACGAGACCAUCAUGUCGUGCCAGUCGUCCGAGUACGUCUUGUGCCCCUCGCCGUCGUUCUGGUCCAGUUGAUACGAUCCCGUGAGCCGAAUGUCGCCGAGGUGCUCGAGGCCCCAGAAUUGCUCUUCGUCGCUUGUGCCGCAGGAUUCCAGGAUCUCGAGCUCGUCCUGCCCGCGAUAAACGCGAGUUUGCAGCGCAAAGUCGUUCUUGCUAUUCUCGUAUCUGGUGUCGCCGCUGUCGGGCAGCGUGUCGGUGUCCGUCGGCACCCAGACGCCUCGCCACGUGACGCUGUUCCCGAAGUCGCUUACGGCCAGCACGCCGCGCCAGACAAACAGCGUCGCCCGCCAUUCCCGCUCCCCGUCGCGCUGGCGGCGCGGCAUGGCUGCUCAAUGUUGGUAAUAAAAAACAGAGUCGUUCGUACGCGCUCGCCGCGUAUAGAUGCUCAAAACUUGGUGUCAAAAGCAGUGUGGUUGUGUGCGCGCUCUCUGGGCCUCGAAUCGAUGGCUGCAGCUGUCGCAGUCACAAUAUCUGGGACCGGCAGGUCUUAAUCAAAGCCUGCAAGUGGCCCAGCGGCCGUGGGGGCUGCAAAAAAGGCCGGCG